CGCUCACUUCCUUCCAACCCAGUGAAGCUUCAAGGGAACACGGUGCCGGAACCCAAGGCUAUAGUGACCGCCCUGAAGAACAACUGGAACGUGCAUAUCCUUCUUAACGCUCUCUCCACCAAUGCCCUCAUCCUCCUGGGUUCGUCUUCGCGCUCGCAAAACGACUCUGACCACUCUCUCGCGGUUAAGGAUGGUGUUCUCACUGUCGCCUCUCCUAGCCUCGAUGCUAAACGCGAACCUGACAUGUCCCUAGAGGACUGGAUCCACGCUUGGCCCCGCCUUGUGCGGAUGAUAUCCGUGUACCUCCCAGGCCCCUCCAAAGAUGAUAUUUCAGCGGCUUGGGAGGUCCACUUCAAAACCAUUUCCAAUCGUCUAGACUUCUUUGUCAACUUCAAGCACUACCUGCUUUACGAUAUUCGCGUUCGCCAGUCGUUCGUCCACAAUCAAGAAUUCAACCCGGACGACUGGCAGGAGGAGGUUUGGAACGCUAUCGGCCGAGAACGUAAUAUCUCUGACUUCCACGGGUCUCUCUCCCAGCCUGUGCAGCCUCGCGCUUCAGGCUCGUCCUUUCGAGGCACCACCGCCCCUCCCAGGAGCUCGCGGGCGAGUGGUAGCAGUUCGCAGCUCCGUCCAGGUCCCUCCAAUCACAAGUGCAUUUUCUGCGGCUCAGCAGACUGUCGUGCACGGGCCUGUGGACUUACCCAAACUUCCUUCAUCAAACGUGAUUCCUCGGGCCUCUGGGCGACAGCUGCAAACGAGCAAGUUUGCUUCCGCUACAACGGAGCUCGCGGCUGCCCAAAAUCAGAGUCCGAGUGUGGACGAAAGCACCUCUGCACCCGCUGCGGACAACCUCACCCGGCUCAGAACUGCGCAUAA
Suillus clintonianus is the source of this 876-nucleotide messenger RNA. RefSeq lists its product as uncharacterized. Lineage: Eukaryota; Fungi; Basidiomycota; Agaricomycetes; Boletales; Suillaceae. The transcript has a single exon. The annotation marks the transcript as partial. The record is from RefSeq and is a predicted model, not a curated record.